Molecule: messenger RNA, 4377 nt
Organism: Caenorhabditis angaria
Lineage: Eukaryota; Metazoa; Nematoda; Chromadorea; Rhabditida; Rhabditidae
Source: the annotation of a GenBank genome assembly
AUGAGCGAAGGAACAUCGCAAAAAUUGACGGGUAGUCAGAAGAGAAAAGCGACACGUGAGUUUUUUGUUUCAUUGAGUACGGUAGGGGAUUGGGGACAUUUGUAUGAGUUUUUGUGUGUCACAUGAGAAAAAUGUAGAUACAAUUUUUCAUGGGUGGUCAAAAUGUGUAGAGUUUUUAUGAUUACUGUAAUAAUUUAUGUCUUUGUGAAAUUUUUGGUUGGAAUUCUUUUGAGAAACUAUGGAUUUCUUAAAAAUUCUGAAAGCUCUAAAAAUUAACUGAAAUAGUUUUAAUUACCCAAAAGAAGUUUCAAAUUUUUUAAACCGAAUUUUGAAAUUUCAAUUUUAAAUAAAAAUUGUGGAUCAUUCAUAAUUCCGAAAAUUCUUAAUUUUCUACGUUCAUCAAAAUCCUGACCCUUACCAAAAAUAAAUUUUUCACCUGCCUAAAAUCUAGUCUCUUCCCUUUUCCCUUAAUUUUUUUUUCGAAUAUAUUGAAAAGUCGAAAAUCUUCAUCGCGUGUCUUGUAAAAAAACCAAUAAAAUUUUGUCAUCUCCCCUUUUUUUCUUCAUUCGGAUUUCAUUUUUUCUCCAUUUUUCAUUUGUCAUUCAAAAAAACGCCUUUUCUCCAUAAAUGAACCAACCAACAAAAAAAUAGAUUGAAAUAAAACAAGGCACCAACAACGAAAAAAAACAUACAUACACAGAGCACUCAUUACAUUUCAUUUCAUUUCUUCGUCUGAUUUUGUGCCUCCAUUUUCUUCGACUCCUUCUUCUUCUUCUUCUUUUUUAUUGCUUCAUCUUGUUUUAUGUAGCACAUACAUAUAUGGAGUGUCCAUAUUUUCGUGAGAGAAGAUUUAUUUCCGGCUGCCUUCUUUUUCCUUUUUUUGGGAUAUGGAUAGAUAGGGGAAAAUGUGUUUUUUUUUUGAAGAAGAAGAAGAAUGAAGAAGAAAGAAAGGGACAGUUAUUGAAAAUGGGGGAUUCAAAUGGUAACUUGAGAAUAUGCGAAAAAAUUCCACAGUAGAAAUUAGGAAGGAUUAUUAUUUUUUGGAAACUUUGGAAGAUUUGUAAAGUUCUUAUCAUAACACUGGAGAACAUAGGUUUUUAAAAUUUUACAAAUUGUAUGUAAUAUUAAUUGUUCACCACAGAAGUUCAGAAGUCGAAUUACGUCUAGAAUACAGAUAGAAAUAGACUUCCAGACAAAUUCUCAUGAAAAUUGUAUUCUGGACAUUUGUCUACAUAUUUUUUGAGAAGUUCAGAUGACCAAAUCUUGAAAUUCAUUGGUGUUCACAAUAUUAUAAUUUUGAUUCAUUUCAUUAUUCGAGAGACCACCCACAAUGGUUUUUCUAUUCUAUUAUAGAAGGAAAUCAAAAGAUAAUUGAGUUUCAAUAACCCCUCCCUUUGAAACUCAUGAAAUUUUCCAUUUUUUUCCAGAUCCAUCACACAGUCCAAUCACACACGUCACUGAUCCACAACAAACAUUGAAUGAUAUUUUGAGCAGUGAGUUAUAUUUGUCAGUUUUGAAAUUUUUAAUCAAAAAAUAAUAUUUUCAGUGACAACACCUCGUAUAAAUGGUGCAUCGGGUUCUCGACCAUUAGUGGCGCUUUUAGAUGGUCGUGACUGCACAGUAGAAAUGCCUAUCUUGAAAGAUGUGGCUACGGUAGCAUUCUGUGAUGCACAAUCUACACAGGAAAUUCAUGAGAAGGUUUGUCUUUGUGUAUGCGUGUGUUUGGGAGAAAAUAUAUGUGUAUUUUUACAUUUCAAUUCCAUUUUCAAUUUCCUUUUGCUUUUCAAAACGAUAGAACAGAAUAGGAUAGAAUAGAAUAUGAUUAUGAGUUAGUCUCGUCUUCUCAUCUUCUUCUUCUUCAUUUUCGACACACAUACAAAAUAAAAAAAAAAGAAAAGCUGCCAAGAAAACGAGGAGAGCAAAGCAACGGAUGCUCAUCCUUGCUAAUUUAUUUAUAAUGUCGUCGCACUCCGCCUUUUCUUCGCCAACAACCACCCGAAAAUAUCUUUUCUCUCUAUACGCGCGUUAUAUAACAAUUUUGUCGCGUGUAUAUGAGAGUUGUUGUUGAUGUGGGUUCGUAGAGUUGUUGAGAAAUGAAAACGGGAUUCAUUUUUUGUUGGGUAGAUAGAUGGAUGAAUGAAUAAAUAUGAGCAGAUGAGUGAGGAUUUUCAUUUUACGAUGACUAUUUAAUUAAGCAGAUAUUAUGAGCAAGUUAUUCAAUAUGGAAAGGAAAUUUCAUUUUUAAAAAUUUUAGAAAUAAAAAGUCUUGGAUCGUGGAGCAGCAGUUAAAAAAAAAACUUCACCACUUCAAACUUUAUUUGGAAUCUCAAUAAAUUACUAAACGAUUUCCUGAAUCAAUAAUCUGCAAAAAAUCCCUGAAAACCAAACAUCCAGAAUCUACAACAGAAAUAGCUCUAAUUAAUAAACUCUGUAAAAAAAUCAAAUUGGCUCAAUCGGAAUGAGUAUGACACACUAUUCUUAAACUUUAGUUCCAAAAAAACUUCAAUAAACCUCAUAAUAAUUAGUAAAAUGCAUGUUAGCAAGAUAAAGCUCUUAUUCAUUCACAAUCAUGAAAAAAACACUUAAAAAUACAUAUUUGACAGAUCUGUAGAUUACAGUCUCUACCAGUUAAAAGACAGUUACAAAUUCUAUUAUUUUCAGGUUUUGAAUGAAGCAGUCGCUGCACUUAUGUAUCACUCAAUUAAACUUGAAAAAGAAGAUUUGGAAAAAUUCAAACUUCUCCGCGUCGUUUUCCGCAUAGGGUCCGGAAUCGACAAUAUUGAUGUGAAAGCCGCCACAGAAUUGGGUAUUGCCGUUUGUCAUGCACCAGGGGACUAUGUUGAAGAAGUCGCCGAUUUUACACUGUCAUUAAUUCUCAAUCUUUAUCGUCGUACAUUUUGGCACGCUAAAGCUUUCAUUGAAUCGCGAAAAGCCAUUUCAGCGGAUCAAGUCCGUGAAACUGCAUCGGGUAGCAAGAAAAUGCGGGGAAGUGUUCUUGGAUUAUUGGGUUGUGGUAGAGUCGGAACAGCGGUUGGACUACGUGCUAAAGCUUUUGGAAUGACUGUCGUGUUUUAUGAUCCAUUUGUCAAAGAGGGUCUCGAUAAAGCUCUCGGUUUUGAGAGGUGAGUUCUUUGAAUUCUUGAAUUUCUUGGGAUUUUUUUCAUUUGAAAAAGAAUUCGAACUUUAUUUCAUAUCAACAUUUUGCAGAGUAUUCUCAUAUGAAGAUUUUUUCAAUCGUGUCGAUUGUAUUUCACUCCACUGCCCACUUGCUGAUGAUACUCGCCAAGUUAUCAACAGCGACACUUUGAAACAAUGCAAACCUGGUGUAUUCAUCGUGAACACUAGUCGUCCUGGCCUCAUCUGCGAAUCAGAUUUAGCUGCAGCAUUAAAAAAUGGGCACGUUAAAGGAGCUGCACUCGAUGUUCAUGAAAAUGCGCCAUAUGAUGCUAAUAUUUUGAAUCCACUUCUUGGUUGCCCAAAUAUUAUUAACACUCCUCAUGCUGCUUGGUUGAAUGAAACUUCUUGCAAAGAAUUGCGAGCUCAAGCAGCAAAAGAAGUUAGAAAAGCAAUUACUGGAAGAUGUCCAAAUGAUUUGGGUUUCUGUAUUAAUAAGGAGGCAUUGAUGCAAAAUGGACAUGCAAAUAAUCAAAGAAGAGCAAGUUCGGCUCAUAACAAUUUAUUGAAUAUGUCAAACUUCGGUGUGUUGAAAAUUUGUUGAUUUUCUGGUUAACUGUGUUUUUCCAGGUUUUCCAGGACUAUCAAACUUCCCACAAAUGUCAAUGAGCCCACAUUUCCCAUAUGGAAAUCCGCUUCUUGCCAUGGGUGCACAAAUGGGUGCACUCAAUCCUCUCCUUUUGAACAAUCCAGCGCUGGCACAAUUCAACCCGGCUGCCGCUUUGUCUUCAUUAGCUGCUGCACAAGCUGCACAUGCUCAAAGAACAUCACCUACAAAUCCAUCAAGCCAUUCGAGCCCGAGCCCACAUACCAAUAAGUCAUCAGUUAGUCCGAGUUUGAAUGGUGGAUCUGGAAAAACUGACCCAUCUUCACCAUCUGUUAAAAUUGAGGUAAGAGUUUGUGACUCGAGCUUUUUUCUAGAAAUUCAAAACUAAUUGUUUUUUUUUUCAGGCAAAAGAAGAAACUGAAGAAAAUGGAAAUGCUGAAAGUAGCUCAACAAAUGGAGAUAGUGGCUCCGAAUCAAAUGGCGUGAAUAAAAAAUCAAUUUCUUCAACUGAUGAAAAUUGUGAGAUGGAUUUGAUUGAUGCGGAAAAAUUGAAAGAAGAUCUCAAUAUUGGUGAAUUGGACCAACCCGAAGAAAUUACUGUUGGACUUAACGGAAACCGUGUAAAUAUUCCGGACACGGAAAAUCUACCAACAUAA